Amblyraja radiata (thorny skate) is the source of this 1572-nucleotide messenger RNA. It is a transcript of the gene polr1g, whose product is annotated as RNA polymerase I subunit G. Bases 94 to 813 code for a protein of 239 amino acids. The transcript has 2 exons. The record is from RefSeq and is a predicted model, not a curated record. Gene Ontology annotation, biological process: transcription by RNA polymerase I. Lineage: Eukaryota; Metazoa; Chordata; Chondrichthyes; Rajiformes; Rajidae.
UGACGCGCACCAUCCACGAGCCCAAAGAUACCAGAGCAAAAGCAACGACCAGAGCUUUGAGCGCGAGACCGCCAACGGCCAACGGUCGGGGCGAUGCGCGGUUUCCAGGCGCCCCCCGAGUUUGUGCCUUCACCGCGCGCGGCGCCGCCCGGGUCCCGCGAGACCGCCGCUCGUCUGUGGCUGAUCCGCGCCCCCGCCGACUUCACCGCCCGCGGUUUUUCUGGAAAGAAGAUCCCCUUGGUUGGUUUUCAGACACUCCAGUCUAAGACUUGUGAGGAUAAAGUGUACAAUGUGUUUUCCACACCGGGUGGAGCAGAGGGCAUCUGCCUGAUCCUCCCCACAGACGCAGAGGGCCGGACAGAGAGCUGCUCGGAUUUUGCUGGCUGCAUCACCAUCGAUGAGAACUGGGAGGCUGCAUGCAGCAGCGCAGAGCCACGCUGCAUCCCCACCAGCCCCGCUCCCAACAUCCCGACCGACUUGAAGCAACGCUUCCAGCCUUUCGGAGUAGGCCCGCCCGGGUGGUCCCCACGGGAACGACAGCCGGCGCGGAGAGGCAAGAAGAAGAGGGCGAAAGAGAAAGUGGCGGUCGAGGAACUCGAACCUGGAGGCCAAGAAGUCGAUUCUGAAACUCCGGGCGAGUCUAGGAAAAAGAAAAAGAAGAAGAGCAAAGAGCUGCUGGAUGUGCCGGUGCCAGAAGUGGGACACAAACACAGGAAGCGGAAGAAGAGGGGCAAAGAUGAGAGCUACGAAACUAUGCCCUCUGAAUCAGACACCAGGCACAAGAAGAAGAAAAAGAAAAAGGAUAAAGUUUAAAUGGCAACUGAAACUCCAUAUGAUGCAUCUGGGUUCUACUUCCUCUUGCCAUCUUGUGACUAAUGGGUUUUGGUGAUGCCAAGUUUGGGGGGCCCUCCACCCAACCCCUGUAUGUUGUAUAAAUCCUAGAACUGCAGGAUUCCAGCGUAUGCCACUCCUCUCCUGAAUUGGGUGACGAAUUACCUUUUUGUGACAGUUCACCUCUGUGUUGUCUUCUUGGGUAUGUUGAAGGAAACUCCCUCUCGUUUAGCAUUGGAGCUCUGAUUUGCGUGUUGUUAAUAUCUGACUGGGACACCGAGAUCAGCAGGGAAUUAUUGCAAGCUAUCUUGGUGGGGGCAACCCUUGCCAAGAAUCGGGACCUCCCACACUCUCAACUACCUCUGCUGACUGUCAACUUGAAGCCCAAGCACAGGACUUGAUGCAGAUUUAGCUGUUGCCCAAGUUACAGGAUAGGUUGAAGGGGUUUAUUAUCUUCCCAUUGUUGGUAAGAUAGACACAAAGUGCUGGAGUAACUCAGCGGGACAGGCAGCAUCUCUGGAGAGAAGGAAUGGGUGACGUUUUGGGUCGUGACCCUUCUUCAGACAUGUGGGGGGAUUUACUCAGUAACGAUACUGAUAUCUAUCCCUGCUCCAGGAGUGUUUGAUGGAUCAGUGUAGAGGGAACAUUACUGUGUCGAAUACUUUCGUGACCAUUUCUGCCCAGGCUUCCAAUUUGUGUUUUGUUUUGCAAAUGAUUUUAUUAAAAACCAGAUGUCAUGUA